This is a messenger RNA of Triticum dicoccoides, 2431 nucleotides long. RefSeq lists its product as uncharacterized. The transcript is spliced from 2 exons. The coding region runs from base 566 to 2254 and encodes 562 amino acids. Gene Ontology annotation, molecular function: cyclase activity. The record is from RefSeq and is a predicted model, not a curated record. NCBI's taxonomy places the organism in Eukaryota, Viridiplantae, Streptophyta, Magnoliopsida, Poales, Poaceae. Gene Ontology annotation, biological process: sesquiterpene biosynthetic process.
UCCAGCCGGCACCCGCUCCACGGUACCGAAAGUUGCCAAGCACUUCACUAUUCUCCAUCCAUUUCUAAAUCUCCCCCCACCCGCCAUCUCUGACCUCCUCUCUCCCCUCUCCCUCUGAACAAGAACAAGAACAGCAAGAAGACGAGAGACCUCUCUUGCAGUCAAUAAUCCCAUAUUUACCUAGCUAGGCAGAAGAGAGACUUUCUUCCAUGGAUAAAUAAGAGAGACGUCUGAGUCCUGACUUGGCAUCUCCCCCCGUCUGAAACCCCAGCAGGCGAGUGCUCGUCUGCCGGUGCAAGCCACGAUCCGCAGCGGCGGCGGCGAUCUUUUCUCUCCGUCACCGCCGAUCAGGGAGAGAAGAGCGGCGGAUCAAGGCAAGAUUUGCAGGCGUCUUCCAGCCCAGACUUUGUCAAGUCGUGACAUGUAAGAUGACACUUCGACGUGUCCGACGAUGAGCCAUCGCAGCUGCAGAUUUGUAACAUACGGCAUGCUGUUCUGAAGUCCCGAAGGCCUACUCCGCUACUCACCAAACAGUUCUACUACUAUCUGGGCAGGGCAGAGAGGGAUGGUUCCCAACGACGCCGCGAGCCGCGGCGGCGAGAUCGUGGAGGUCGUCGUAGGCGAGCCGGCCUCGCCGUCGGCCGCAAUGCGGCUCAUGGACUUCAUCCCCAUCUACAUUCCCACCGUGGAGAAGGGAGCGCUGAGCAGGGGCGCGCGCAAGACGCGGUUCCUCGACUUCCUUCGCGCGCGCCCGUCCAAGGAGUGGUUCCUCCGGUCCACCUUCGUGGGGCGCCUCCGCCGCAGGAGCCAGGUCACGGCCGGGGAAGAUGAAGACGGCCCGGACUCCGACGGUAACGCCGGUGGGUGCCGGCCGCGGAGGAGGCGGCGGUUCCGCGUGCCGUUCGUGCGGAAGAUCAGGUGGGGCAAGCUGUGGACUCACGCGGUGAGCUGGUGCAGGCGGCCGGCCAACUUCGGGAUGAUCAUCUGGCUGGCGUUCGUCGCGGCGGGGCUGCUGCUGCUGUUCCUGCUCAUGACGGGGUUGCUCGACGACGCCAUCCCGGGGGACGAACGGCGCAAGAAGUGGUCGGAGGUGAUCAACCAGAUCCUCAACGCGCUCUUCACCAUCAUGUGCCUGUACCAGCACCCCAGGAUCUUCCACCACCUGGUGCUGCUCCUCCGGUGGCGCCCCGACGGCGACUGCGAGGCCAUCCGCAAGGUGUACUGCAAGGAGGGCGCGCCGGUGCCGCCGCGCGACCGCGCCCACAUGCUGGUGGUGGUGGCGCUGCUGCACAUCACCUGCCUGGCCCAGUACUUCUGCUGCGCUCUGUUCUGGAGCUACUCGCGCACCGACCGGCCCAACUGGGCUCUCAACAUCGGCUAUGGCUUCGGCACGGGGCUCCCCGUCGUCGCCGCCCUCUACCUGGCCUACAGCCCGCUGGGCCGGAAGCAGGCACGCGACCCGGACGCGGGGCCGUCGUCGUCGGGCGAGGAGGCGAGCCGUCACGGCGGGGCUCCGGAGAACGACGGCCGCGGCGUGGCGAUCAGGAUAUACAACCGGUCCGUGGUGGUGAGCAGGCCGGAGUGGAGCGGCGGGCUGUGCGACUGCUGCGACGACGGGACGGUGUGCGCGCUGUCGGCGACCUGCACCUUCUGCGUCUUCGGGUGGAACAUGGAGCGCCUCGGGUUCGGCAACAUGUACGUGCACGCCUUCACCUUCAUCCUGCUCUGCGUCGCGCCCCUCCUCAUCUUCAGCGUCACGGCGCUCAACGUCCACGACGACGACAUCCGCGACGCCGUCGUGGCAGUGGGCGUGCUCCUCUGCUUCUGCGGCUUCCUCUACGGCGGCUACUGGCGGACGCAGAUGCGGAAGCGGUACAAGCUGCCGGCAGGAGGCGGCGGGCGGCGGGCCGCGGUGGGCGACUGCGCCAAGUGGUUCUUCUGCUGGAGCUGCGCGCUCGCGCAGGAGGUGCGGACGGCUAACUUCUACGACUUCGACGACGAUCGAUUCGUCGGCCACGGGGCGCGCAACGAGGAGGGCCGCGCCGUGCUGGUGCCGCUGCCGCGGGAGGCGGCCACGUCGACGCACUCCCGGAGCCUGUCGUGCCCGCCCAAGAUUGACGCCAUGGCAGCACUGGGCGCACUGGAUGAGCAGAUGGUCGACGUCGCGAUGGGGAGGUCGGCCACGUACAACGGCUAUGGCGAUGCCAUGAGGCCGCCUUUGCCGCCGCUGAUACAAAUGGACAGGGAAGAGUAGUUGCUAUAUGUGGAUGUGUUGUAGCGCAGAUGAGCUCUCCGUGUGCUGUUGCUCGACGAUCUCAUGCUCUAUGCGCGAUUGGCUGCGCCCAACUUAAAACAGAACACCAUAAACGCAAACGAAAAAGGGGCAGUACUAUACAUAAAGAUUUCCUUAUGAGAACAUAAAGUUUUAUUA